Fusarium oxysporum Fo47 is the source of this 1017-nucleotide messenger RNA. RefSeq lists its product as uncharacterized. Gene Ontology annotation, biological process: fatty acid alpha-oxidation. The transcript is spliced from 2 exons. Bases 1 to 1017 code for a protein of 338 amino acids. Lineage: Eukaryota; Fungi; Ascomycota; Sordariomycetes; Hypocreales; Nectriaceae. Gene Ontology annotation, molecular function: phytanoyl-CoA dioxygenase activity. The record is from RefSeq and is a predicted model, not a curated record.
AUGUCCACCAACGGAAAUGCAGUCAAUUACAUCAUGGCGGAACAUGGACACAACCGUCUUUUCAAACUAUCUCCGCCUCCUUCUCUUAAUGCCUUCAAGAAACUUUGCUCUCAAAAAGCCACCAAACAAGACUAUCCACUCGCUGCAGACAUCAAGGAGAACGUACCUGUUUACAAUCUUUCCAACUUUUCAACCCUUACAGAAAACCAAAAGUCCGCUCUCCAAGACGAAUGGUACAAAAUCCUUUUGUAUGGCCCUGGUGUUUUUGUCACAGCUGGUCUUUACACCAACUUGGACGUGAUCAACAAGUCAACAGCUGCCUUCAAUAAUAUCAUCAAAAGGGAGAGCCAAGGUACCAAAACAGCAGGCGAUCACUUUGCAAGUGCUGGUAAAAACGAUCGGAUUUGGAAUUCGUUCAGUAAACAUGGUCUCCAAGACCCAGACUCCUUCUUCAACUACUUUUCGAAUCCCUACCUCGACCUCAUCUUCUCUUCAUGGCUUGGUCCAGGGUAUCGCAUCACUACUCAAGUCAACAACGUCCGGCCUGGAGGGCAGCCUCAAGUUUCCCACCGCGACUAUCACCUAGGUUUCAUGUCUGCUGAGAACUGUGGAAGGUAUCCCAGGGCAAUGCAAGUUGCAAGCCAAUGCUUGACUCUGCAAGGCGCUAUAGCACACGUCGAUGUACCUCUUGAGAGCGGUCCAACAAGACUUUUGCCGUUCAGUCAGGCAUUUGCGCCUGGCUACAUGGCGUAUCGUCUUCCCGAGUUUAACGAGUUCUUCCUAGACAACUAUAUCUCACUUCAGUUGAAGAAGGGCGACGGUUUAUGGUUCAACCCUGCUCUUUUCCAUGCAGCAGGCGAGAAUAAGUCUGUGGACAUCAAUCGCCUUGUUAAUCUCGUCCAAAUCAGCAGUGCAUUCGGCAAACCGAUGGAAUCAAUCGACGCAUUGCCACUUGUGGAGAAAACGAGAAUAUGGCGCCUGAUUCCGAGCAAGACAUUAUUCGAGUUGCAUUGGUAA